ACCCAACAGAAGCCCCGACGCACUAAACGGAAGGAAUCUGGUGGAAUGAAACAAAGGUUGCACUUUGGUCUUCCCCUGCGGUACAUCGGCUACUGUAAUCCACUCCUCAUCCAUCCCUGUCCCUGUGGUGGUUCUGCUGGAUAGCUCCAUGGCAGUGCAAGGAGGCAGGUUGUCUGCCAGCAAUUGUCCUAUGGACUUUUACAGCAUCACGGCUUACCAUAGUCCAGUUUUAUGAACCGUUUAAAGUUAUCCUCCAACCACGUUAUAUUACAAAUGGGCUUGAAAGGCAUGGCUUGUUUCAACGGGUGCCCUAUUAUUGGAAUGAUGCCCACAGACUUCUAAGCUUUUCUUGCAUGAUGUUAUAGUUAGCAUGGUUGCACUACUCUUGCUAUCGAUAUAAAGCUAGCUUUAUUUGUACUACAGAGAGUAUCCACCUUGACAGCAAGAUUUUUUUUUAAUUAAAUGUUGGCCUUUCUGCGAUAUAAAUGUCUAAUACCUGUGAGCAGGGACCACUUCUCUGCGGCAGUCCAUCUAAAGCGGGCAUCUUUGCUGUGCUACACUUGUCUCAUUGCCGCGUCUGUGAGGGAAAAUGAGGUGGACGCAGAGGCAGUGGUACCGUAGCCUACUCAAACCGGAUGAUUCAUUCUUGAGUUAUUCGAGGAAGUUAGUUUGAAACGCUCUGUUAUCAUCUGUAUGCAGGCGCGCCACCUCACUUUUUCAUUCACUUCGCUACGGAGCUGUCAGAACACUACCUGGGUUUGAGGAGUGGGGAUUUGUUAUUUGUAACAAUCGAUUGUUACGAAGCAUUCUAGUGGUGUUGUUGCGGGAAGCAUUUUGGGUGUGACAAAUUGCGUUACAAGUUAACAUGUCACAGCAUGCACUGAUGGUUUACAUCAUGUGUGUGGGCAGCCGUCUCUUCGUCAACCCAUGCGGAUGACACGACUACUAAAUCUUUGGAGAUUGUCUGUUAGAAACGUUAUCACUGAUCUGCUGUCAAGUGUUCAUUUGAAAGACUUGACUGGCCAUAUCCUUGCAAGAACUUUUCGAAACUUGCGCGAAUCCCUUUGUGAAGUCAUGUAGCUGGGAGGCAGUCUCUUUUCUCUUCCCCCCCCCCCGCUCUCCACAGAUUGAUGCCUCGGUGUCAGGAACACUGCUCUUCACAGUACUUUUGUCCCUCUUGUACAGAUGUACAGUCUUUGGGUUACUUUUUUGGCGGCGUUAUCUCCUUAACAGUGCUGGUUGCUAUGGCCUUUUUAAAUGGACCCAGAUUACUAGACUGGGCGAACUCACCUCCACAUCUUCAGUUUAACAAAUAUGUUUUGACUGGAUAUCGACCAAUAUCUUCUCUUCAAGACUGCAUUCGGAGUCUUUUUUAUCUGCACAAUGAGUUGGGGAACAUAUAUACGCAUGGCAUCCCACUGCUGUGUUUCCUGGUGCUGCUACCUCUCAACAUCCCCUGGUCCCAGAUCAGCGUGACGUGGCUGGGCGUGGUGCACUUCCUGGCCUGUCUGUCGCCGCAGCUGGGCUCGGUGCUCUACCACCUCUUCAUGAACCACGAGGGCGGCGAGCCCGUCUACCACACGCUGCUCAAGCUGGACAUGUGCGGCAUCUGCAUGAUCAACACCUUAGGAGCGUUGCCCAUCGUGUACAGCACGCUGCUCUGCUACCCCUUCACGCGGACGCUGGCGCUCCUGGUCUACAUCCUGCUGUCCAGCUACGCCAUCUACUGCGCGGUGACGGCGCGCAACAGCGUGCGGCGUCUGCGCUCCUUUGCCUGGCAGGCCCUCUUCCGCUUCAGCUUCUUCCUGCUGCGCUGGGCGGGCGUGGGCGGCGGCAGCCCCACCUCGCUGCGCCACUUCCUGACCAUGGACGCGCUGGCCGUGCUGGGCGGCGUCAUCAACAUCACGCGCAUCCCCGAGCGCUUCCGGCCGGGCCUCUUCGACUACUGGUGCAACAGCCACCAGAUCAUGCACGUGCUGGUGGUGGGCUCCAUCCUCUACCUGCACUGGGGCGUGCUGGACGACCUGCUCUGGAUCAACACCUACCACUGUCCCUCGGACUGACCCAGGGGCCAGGGCCCUGGCUGGGAGUGUGGUCGGGGCUGGGGGUGGGGGUGGAGA
Messenger RNA from Engraulis encrasicolus (European anchovy), 2120 nucleotides. RefSeq names its product progestin and adipoQ receptor family member IVa (gene paqr4a). Gene Ontology annotation, molecular function: signaling receptor activity. The coding region runs from base 1131 to 2063 and encodes 310 amino acids. Gene Ontology annotation, cellular component: membrane. The record is from RefSeq and is a predicted model, not a curated record. Lineage: Eukaryota; Metazoa; Chordata; Actinopteri; Clupeiformes; Engraulidae. The transcript is spliced from 3 exons.